ACAGACACGCAACCGCAAAAUGUACUCACUAGCAACGUUAGGUUGAGACUUGAGAAAUAAUCUUCACAAUGGCUGAUCUGAAAGACGAACGAGGAAACCCGAUCUAUCUCACGGACGAACACGGGAAGACAGCUCAGCUGAUGGACGAGUUUGGUAACGCUAUGCACCUGACAGGUGUUGCAACCACCGUCCCUCACCUCAAGGAGAGCAGCUACACGGGUCCACACCCAAUCACGGCCCCAGUCACCACCACCAAUACGCCUCACCACGCACAACCUAUCUCCGUGUCCCACGACCCUCUUCAACACCAUGAUCUCCGCUGGUUCGGCACAACCUAUACGGAGGAGGAUGGUGAUGAAGGAGUAGGGAGGAAAAUUAAUAUAGCAGAUGAAACUAAAUCGAAGCCAUCAGCUGCGCAUGCGACCGGAUCAGGAACGGUUCACGAGCCGCAUGAGAAGAAGAGUUUCUUUAAGAAGAUUAAGGAGAAACUUACAGGCGGCCACCGUAAUGACAUGUGAUAGUUUUCCAUACGAUGGUCAUAAUUACUUGUAUUGGGGAAAGGUUGUUUGCAAUUGUGUAAAAAAAUGAUGUUGUUGAGUAUAUUUUGUAACAAUAUCGAACCGGACCGGUUUGGGAGAUGUAUAUCCGAUCCAACGGAUGAGAUUGCAUAAUAA
Camelina sativa (false flax) is the source of this 674-nucleotide messenger RNA. RefSeq lists its product as uncharacterized. NCBI's taxonomy places the organism in Eukaryota, Viridiplantae, Streptophyta, Magnoliopsida, Brassicales, Brassicaceae. The record is from RefSeq and is a predicted model, not a curated record.